Ectocarpus siliculosus is the source of this 855-nucleotide messenger RNA. The record is from the annotation of a GenBank genome assembly. Lineage: Eukaryota; Phaeophyceae; Ectocarpales; Ectocarpaceae.
UUCCCCUUCGUCGGCAACGACACCACUCCGCAACCAUGCCGCCGAAGACGCAGCAGAAGUCGAAGGAGCAGAAGAUGGCGGCCGCCAUGGCCGGCGGCAAGGGCCGCAAGAAGAAGUGGUCCAAGGGAAAGGUCAGGGAGAAGGUGGCCAACCAGGUCCUCUUCAACGAGGACACCUACACCCGUUGCCUGGCUGAGGUGCCCAAGAUGAAGCUCAUCACUGCGUCGGGGUUGGUGGAACGCCUGAAGGUUAACGGGUCGUUGGCACGGGCUGCCAUCCGCGAGCUCGAGGAGAAGGGUCUCAUCAGGAAGGUCGACGCGCACCACGCACAGGUCAUCUACACGCGCGCCACUAACGUGGAGGAGUAGAUCAUCUCGGUCUCCUUUCUUCUCUCCUUCUUGUCCCUUUCAUCUCAGAAGGGGGCAAAAAUGAGAGAGAAAUUGAAACCUCUUGAAGAGGAGCAAGGAAGGACGUCAACACGUCGGUGUGCUUGAUUAGUUUGACGCACGCAUGUGUUUUCGUCUUCUUUGUUUUCGUUGGGGGUGUCUUGCUUGAGCUUUGCGGGCCUUGCCUUCCUUUUACUCCUACGAUCCUCUUCGGAGGACGGAGCGUGCAAAGGGUGAAAAGACCGGCGGUUCAUGUACAAGAUGAAGCGGGUGGGGUGUGACACGGAGAGGGGAGAGGAGGGGGGGGGGCUGUUGCUUGGCGAUGAACCUCUUUUUCUCUCUUUGCUCUCUGUGUUUUGCCCUUUUUGGCGCUGAGGGACGCAAGGGGUCGCAUGCACGCGCGGGUUUUCGUAGUGUCUCUUUCUGCUCUGCGACCGAGCGUGUAUCAAUUCAACGUUUUUUAGCGUGC